AUGCGGAGGGAGAAUGAAGACGGAUGCCAAGUCUGGGGCACUUGCAAGGAGACUGAGGCGGUGUCAACGCCACUGACCCCCGGGCGCCUUCCCCCUUCGGCGCAUCUCAUUUCCGCUGCGCGUGUCGACACCACCAGAGAACGUCUUGCACUUCUGCACGCCAUUGUUCAACGCUCCUUGCAGCAUGCGGAGAUUCCUAGCCGCUCGGCAAAUAAAGUGCGUCCGACUUCCUCUACGCCUGACCGUCGAGGAUCCUCGCCGUCGGCGACGGGCGAAACCGCCUACCUCAACUGCAUGGAACAGCUUCUGCUGGCCCAAUUCGAGGGCCUGGGUAGAAGGGACAUUCGACUGGAGCAGGCGGAGUCGUACGCUGCAGAGUGGGAAAAGUGGUGUAAGUCUGCGUUGCUGAUGAUGAUGCUUCAAGGGGCACAAGCCUCUUCCUCGUUGGACGUCAACGUCUUGUUAGCAGCGGGAUUGGCGACCUCUGAAGGACUCGACUGCAAUGAAAGUAGUGCGAUUGCAGAAGUGCCCUUUGCGGAUGUGGUUGCCGACAUCGUGGCUAUGCCUCCUUCUUUUUUCGUCAGUGAGGCCCUGAGGAGCCUCCCAUGCAAAGAGAACAACGAGCGUCAGACGUUGUCGUUGGAAGAAACAUCCGAGUUUAAUGCCCUUAUUCUGGGCGUUGAUGUGGUUGGACACCAUUCGGCGGCUUCUAAAAGGCGCGACGAGGUGGUGGGGGCACCGGAGGAAGACGCUGAUGCCUGGCUGCGACAGGCCAACGACAUUGCACGUCUUCUGCUUCGGUGGGAGGCUGAGGAAGUAGCAGAAGCCAAACCCGGCGAACCGGGAGUUGCGCCGGCGGCUCGCAAGCUGCUGUGCGCAAAAAGUGACAUCCCCGUGCAAACGCUUGCUCGUGUUGCGCCAACGGCCUCACUCGAGGUGGCGCCGAGGCGGGAAAGCGUCGGCGGGGUACGCGAGAGGUGGCCUUCUCCCAGCGACGAGAGCGCCGAAGUAAAUGAAGAAGCGUUGGGGGAAGACAAGUCGUCCCCGAAGAGGGAGUCGAUGAUGGGGGCACCGUGCCGCCAGCCACAGAACGAAGAGCAUUGCGGCGUUUCACGCGCUCUUGCGAUGAGGCCGGCGUUGAGGAAGCCGGCGGGCGCGCAACCAUGCAUCGCCGGCUGGGUCUACCGCAGUUGCGUUCCCCACGCGAUGUGGCAGCUCCGCUUCCACAGGUUAGAAGACGGUGUUUUGCGUUUCUCUAAGCCGUCGCCAAGCGGAAAACACGUUCGCUGGUGGACUGUGUUGACCAUUCGCGAACUUUUAUAUGUCGGGCUAGAUGACACCAACGCUGCCAUUGGGGAGGCAAAUCCACCGGACUGCCAUCAGGGAAGAAGUUGCAUUUCGAUAUAUUUUAAAAAACCAACUGAAGAAGCCCCGCGACGGCUGCGGUUGUGCGGCGCAAAGCAGCGCGAUACACUUGCGUGGUUCUUUGCCCUCCGCCAUGCGACGCAACGGAGGGGGAGUGUGCGUGUGGGGAGGGUCGCCUCGUUCAGUGAUGCGCUAACGUGA
Messenger RNA from Trypanosoma conorhini, 1566 nucleotides. RefSeq lists its product as uncharacterized. The record is from RefSeq and is a predicted model, not a curated record. NCBI's taxonomy places the organism in Eukaryota, Euglenozoa, Kinetoplastea, Trypanosomatida, Trypanosomatidae. The transcript has a single exon. The coding region runs from base 1 to 1566 and encodes 521 amino acids.